AUGUUCGUGAAGCCGGAGAGCCUGGAACUGAAGGAAGAGGAAGCGCUCCUGCUAGGGACCCGACCGUCGCCCGCGUCUUCCUCCUCCUCCUCCUCCUCCGCCUCCUCUUCAGCCACCCACUUCUCCUCCGGCUCCGAAGGGGAGGACGAGGAGGACGAAGAGCCGCCCCGCCCUCUCUCGCCCUCGGGGCAAACGGACGAGGUGGCCGGCGGGGACGCAUCAGCGCAAGUGCACCUGCACCACCUCGGCUUGCGGCGGCACGAAUGCAAGCGGCGGCCUGGCCGGGCGCGGAGCAGCAGCUCCCGGGCCACCAAGACGGUGGAGACGGUCCAGCGGCUCAAGAAGAGCCGCCGCCUGAAAGCCAACAACCGCGAGCGCAACCGGAUGCACAACCUGAACGCGGCGCUGGACGCCCUGCGCGAGGUGCUGCCCACCUUCCCGGAGGAUGCGAAGCUGACCAAGAUCGAGACGCUGCGCUUCGCCCACAACUAUAUCUGGGCGCUGACGGAGACCCUCCGCCUGGCCGAUCACUGCGCCGGAGCUGGCGGAGGAGGAGGAGCAGGAGCCGCGGCGGCGGCGGCAGCGGCAGCGGCGGCGGCGGCCGCCUUCUCCGAAGCGAUGCUCGGAAGCGCGGACUGCAGCCCUUCUCCAGCCUCCGCCUCCUCCUGGAGCUGCACCACCAGCCCCGCUCCCUCCGCCGCCUCGUCCGCUUACAGCUGUACUUUAUCGCCCGCCAGCCCCGGCAGCUCCGCCUCGGAGCUGGACUACUGGCAGCCCGAGAAGCCUCGCUAUGCGCUGUCCAGGGACUUGAUGUGA
Hemicordylus capensis (graceful crag lizard) is the source of this 816-nucleotide messenger RNA. RefSeq names its product neurogenin 2 (gene NEUROG2). The transcript has a single exon. Bases 1 to 816 code for a protein of 271 amino acids. The record is from RefSeq and is a predicted model, not a curated record. Gene Ontology annotation, molecular function: protein dimerization activity. Lineage: Eukaryota; Metazoa; Chordata; Lepidosauria; Squamata; Cordylidae.